Molecule: messenger RNA, 1175 nt
Organism: Dentiscutata erythropus
Lineage: Eukaryota; Fungi; Glomeromycota; Glomeromycetes; Diversisporales; Gigasporaceae
Source: the annotation of a GenBank genome assembly
AUGACAUUGAAAAACGAUACUGGGAGAAAAUAUACAGAAUUAAAAUAUUUAGAAUUCGAUAAAUUAUAUAAUGAAUAUGUUAAAAAACAUAAUAGAAUAGUUACUAAUUUACUGAAUGCAUCUGCUGAAUAUAAUUCAUCAGAACUUCCAAAAGCUGUUGUUGUACAUGUAGAAAUGUAUGCAGGAUACGGAAACCGUUUACCUGGAUUAGUUUGUGGUUUUUUAUAUUCAAUAAUUACUGAUAGGCUAUUUUUUGUUGAUGGAUAUGAUAAUUUCGAAGAUUAUUAUGAAAAAGAUUUCGAACAUGAUUGGAAUACUGUUACAGACUUAUAUAAAAAUAGUACUUCUAGAAAUUUACAUGAUCUUAAUGAUUAUAAUGACUUUAAAUUGAUAACGAGAGGAAAUCUAAGUAACGAAGAUGAAGAUAUUUUACAUGUCAAAACUUGGGAUUACCCAUGUGCUCCAAUAUCGUCAAAUCCUAAUUACGAGAAAUGGUUUACUAAAAUAAUACCUGAUUAUAGAAUUUUUUCAGCAAUCAGCCCAAAAAUACUGAGAGUACACCGAAAUAUUAGCAAACAAGUAGAAACUUUUGCAAAUAAUAAUUUUAACGACUAUGUCAUAGGAAUUCAUUUAAGAGAAAAAAAGUCACCAGAUGAUAUGAUAAUACCUGUAGAGCAUUAUAGUCAAGCAGUGAAAAUGUUAUUGUUAGGAAUGAAAAACACGAAUAUAACUAUCUUUGUGGCUGCUGAUAAUAAUUAUGGUCGCGAAACAUUGGUAAAUUCACUUCAUGAAGCAUUUAAUCCUCAUAGUAAUAAUUCCAUUAAGAUAGUUCACAAUGAUGAUGAUAUGGAUGCACCAAAUACUUCUAGUGGCGUUAACACUGGUUCAGAUGUUGGCGCCCUUAUUGAUAUGAAGUUGCUUAGUUUAUGCGAUGACUUAGUGAUUACAUAUGGUUCUUCAUUCGGUUUUACAGCAGUAGGAUGGUCACGAAGAUCACGUCAAAGAGGUCCAUUUGUCGUAAUGCCAAUAAAAAACUCAAAAGAUGAUUUGUGGGUUGUAGAUAAAGUUUGGGUAUCGGGCUACCUUUCGAAUGAACCGUGUAUGUACAUGAGCAAGUUGUUGAUUGAUCGCGAAGAUGAAGAAACCGUCAGAGUUUUUAAAUCUAAUCCGUUAUG